CAUCUCCAUCUCAUCCAUCUCUAUCCAUCUCCAUCCCCCCUGCCUGCCCACACUCAUUCAGCCCACCGCCACACUCCUUCACACCGCCCCGUAGUCGCCUGUCUCACUCACCACCCACCCAUCCCAUCCACACCAUGCACCUCACCCCUCUCUUCCUCCUCCUCUUGCCCCUCGCCCUCGCCCAUCCUUCACCCGCCGUCAACCCGCACAGACGUCUCGCUAGGUCCAUCGCACACGCCGACGCGAACCGCGCCAUCCUCGCCCGGGCCGGCGGUGUCAUCGACGACGCUACAGAAUCCUCCAUCGCUGCAGACCAGGCCGCGAGCACCAGCGCUGCCGGCGCGUCGACAUCUGCCGCGACUAGUGGAAGGAGCACGUCGGCGGCGGGGGAAGCGAGCACGAGCGCGGUCGCGAGUAGCAGUGCGGCGGCUAGUAGUAGUACGGCGGCGGCGAGCAGUAGUGCCGCCGCAAGCUCGAGCGCGCCAGUGUCGAGCAUCGUGUUGAGCACCAGUGCGGCGUCGAGCAGUGCUGCCGAGAGCAGCUCUGUUGUGCCCUCCUCUACCUCUUCCGAGGCCGCCACCUCGACAUCCUCCUCUGUCGCUGCGAGCUCAACAGCCCCUUCAUCAUCCUCUGCUGCCACCAGUACGAGCAGCUCUUCCUCCUCCUCGUCAUCGUUGUCCUCCUCAGUCGUCCCUUCCACCACCACCGUUGCUCCGUCCACCACUAGCCAAGCCGCAACUUCCACCUCGUCUCCCUCUUCUUCCUCCACUACCGACCACUCUACCGUCGUCCUUGUCACCACCGCCUCCCGAUCACACUCAUCAACCGCAUCUUCUACUGCCUCGUCUGCUGCGGAUAGCUCAAGCACCUUGAGCAGUGGAUUGAGCAAGGGCGCUCUGGUGGCCAUCAUCGUGGUGGCCAGUAUCGUCGGUUUGGUGAUCAUCGGAUGGACGGCGUUCAGGAAAUGGAAGCUCAGGCCUUCCAACAGGUUUGGCAACAAGAUGCAGCCCAUCGACUUUAGCCCUCAGAAUGACAACAUGGACGAUGACUUCUUUGAGAAAACUCUCCACCGAACCGCCUCCCAAUCGUCUACCAAUCGACAGCGCCAAGAGCUUGUUGCCCAGCUCGACGAUCCCAACCAGGUCCCCGGUGUGCCCGCGCACGACUUUACCGCCGGCGCCGCUGUCGGGGCUGGUGUCGGCGCCUAUGGCUACCAUGAUGACGGUUACGGCCACGCCGAGCAAUACGAGUACGACCAGUAUGCUGCUGCGUACCCCGAGCACGCCGGCCAAGGCUACCCUGACCACCAAGGACAAGGCUACACCGAGCACGAGGGAUACAGCGCCGAGGGCCAGGCUUACGGUGAAGCUUAUGGUGGCGAGCAAGCCUACGGCGAGUACCCUCACCAAGAACACGCCUAUCCUCCUCAGCCUUCCCAUGCUGCGCCCCACGGUUACGACUAUCCUCCCACCUCUCCCACUGGCGGCCUUACGAGUCCUCUCCAGGUUCCCGGCACUGCCAUCACCACGGGCAGCAACGAAGGCUACGCCGACUUGCAGCGCGGGCCUAGUAUUGGGAGUGGGAGCGGCCAUGGGCAGGCGGGGGUUGCGAGGGCUAUGAGCCCGCAGGGGAUGUAUCUGCAAGAGCAGCCGAUGAGUGCGGGAGAGAUGCAAUUCCCUAGUGAAAUGCAGUUCCCCAACCCGCAUGAUCAGCAGUAUGGUGGUUUGGGUAGGCCGACGGCCGGGGCUGGUGCCGAUGGACCUUAUGCCCAAGCUUCCGCUUUCCGAUACUAAGAAGUCUUGCGGGCCAAGCUUCUCUCUUCUUUCGACUUUUCCUCCCGGACGCUUGCGACCAUCACACAUUCUUCCUCAUUACUCUCUAUGCACUCGCGCAUACCUCGUCUACUGAGCAGGGCUUGGUAUCCCAACAACAAUUAUCAUAUUAUGAAGGCCUCAUAAUUCCCGACAUUUCUCGCCCCCUUGUUCAUCAAGUCUUUUUCUGCCUCGACUACUUGUUUAUUUCUAGCUUUUGAACUCUUUUCUUUACGCUUGUUCACGACUAUUCCGAUAGCAAUUUAUUCCAACCUCUGUUUUCUAUCUUUUUAAACUCGAUUCUGUAAACACACGAACUGUGAAUCUGUUUCAUAUACCUGUGGCGUGUAUAGUCUGGGAGGGGAACUCUGGCGAACAAAAAGGGGAGGAGAGAAAAGGGAGGAUGUAGUGUCAGACCUCUUUGGAAUAUGCAUACCUCCUUUAUCGGGUGCA
Molecule: messenger RNA, 2264 nt
Organism: Cryptococcus amylolentus CBS 6039
Lineage: Eukaryota; Fungi; Basidiomycota; Tremellomycetes; Tremellales; Cryptococcaceae
Exons: 6
Coding region: 135-1793 (552 amino acids)
Source: RefSeq, a predicted model, not a curated record